AUGUGGUCCGACGCAAUGAGCACCUUGGCAAAAAUGUAUCCUAAGUUAAGUGCAGUCGAACUAUCGGCGAUCCUAAUGAAAGGGGCCGCCAUGUCCGCAUCACUUGAACGAGAUUCUGGAUUCAACUCGGGCAGUUCGGAACAUGAGGAUGAUCUGAAGUCGUUGGACCAGAGUUCGCGCGAUGGAUUAAUCAGUCCUGAGAACAGUUCCGAAGACUCGGUACCGGAAGCGAAGCUGUCCGCAUCGACCGUGGUGACGACGCAGGCUUCGUCGUUGGUUAAGAACAAGCGCAAAAGCACGGAACCGUUGCGUGUUGUUGCCGAGACGGAACUGUUGGCACCACUAAAGAAGCGCAUCCGUUUCGACGAUGAACGGAAACACGUUGAAGAUCUGCACCAUCAUCGGCAAGAUCGCGAAGAACUCGACACUACCUCACCAGUUCCUUCAUGUCGCACGGCAAGCAGCCCAUUUCGUCCGUGGGCGCCAUCAGCAAUGGCAUUGGAAGGAUCUGCCGUCCCGCUCCCGGUACCCUUCGUACCUCCGUUUCCCAACCCGGCUGAUCUGCUGGUGCGUCAUCCGGCGGUCACGACGCUACACCGGGCAGUUAGUAUGAAGCCACUGGAACAGCUGCAACCUCUAGCCCUGGUGGCUAAAAAGAAUGGCUCCUCCUCUGCAUCCAUCUCAAAGAACCAACCACCCCUGCCAAGCCCUCGAGCGUCUUCACGUUCACCGCAACGCGCACCCCAAGACUGGAAGGAACUGCAGGAGCAACAUGAACACCUUCACACCCAUACACCACCGUCUUCGCUCUUCGUGCAGCCUCGAGCACCUCCGUCCCUCGACGACACAAACGACUCGAUCCCGGACCACGAAUCGUCGGUUCCAUCCGGUGGGCAUGGAAAAUCGUCGAUCGCCGGUGGUGUCGGUUCGCAGACGCGCAACUACAAAAACAUGACGCGCGAAAGGCGAAUCGAAGCGAAUGCACGAGAGCGAACGCGUGUACACACGAUCUCGGCCGCGUAUGAAAAGCUACGGCGUGCCAUCCCGGCCUACUCGAACGCACAGAAACUCUCGAAGCUGUCGAUCCUGCGUAUCGCCUGCUCCUACAUUCUGACACUCAGUCGAAUGGCGGGUGAAGAUUACAGUGAGGAUGGUUCGGAACCGUCGAUUGCGGAUUGCGUCGAGAUGGUGACCAAAACAAUCCAAACCGAAGGCAAAAUACGUAAAAAGAAGGAUGAAUGA
This is a messenger RNA of Anopheles marshallii, 1242 nucleotides long. RefSeq names its product transcription factor Atoh8 (gene net). The coding region runs from base 1 to 1242 and encodes 413 amino acids. The record is from RefSeq and is a predicted model, not a curated record. The transcript has 2 exons. NCBI's taxonomy places the organism in Eukaryota, Metazoa, Arthropoda, Insecta, Diptera, Culicidae. Gene Ontology annotation, molecular function: protein dimerization activity; DNA-binding transcription factor activity.